Messenger RNA from Soboliphyme baturini, 596 nucleotides. The record is from the annotation of a GenBank genome assembly. NCBI's taxonomy places the organism in Eukaryota, Metazoa, Nematoda, Enoplea, Dioctophymatida, Soboliphymatidae.
GUACUGUUAUGUCUUGGGCGGAGUUCAUACGAUCUCAAGAAGAAAUUGAUGGGGUGCGUUUUGACUGGAAUGUCUGGCCACACAGUCGAAUAGAAGCGCAGCGUCUUGUAGUGCCUAUCGGUUGUCUUUUCACUCCGCUGAAGGAACGUCCUCAAGACGCGGCUCAGCCUCCACCUCUCAACUAUGAUCCUGUUCUGUGCUCUCGACCAACUUGUAAAGCAGUCUUGAAUCCCUAUGCGCAGGUGGAUUAUCGAAACAAGCAGUGGGUUUGUCCUUUGUGUUUCCAGCGAAAUCCAUUUCCCUCGCAUUAUGCGCAGAUUGCCGAAGACAACCUCCCUCCAGAGAUGAUACCUCAGUUUACGACGGUAGAGUACACACUGACGCGGGCGACAACGUUACCACCAAUAUUUUUGUUUGUCGUCGAUACAUGCGUUUCGAAGGAAGAAUUGGUAGCAUUGAAGGCAUCUUUGUUGACGGCGUUGAGUCUACUGCCUCCUGAAUCAACCGUCGGAUUGAUAACUUUUGGACGAAUGGUUCAGAUACAUGAAAUCGGCACCGAAGGUAUUUCUCGCGCGUACGUGUUCAAGGGCACAAAG